AUGCUGGAGUGGCAGCGGGUUCGUGAGUUGAUUCGAGCCGACAAGUUGGAGCAGUUGGUGAGGAGCGAGAAGGUGACUGAGGCGUAUCGCAAACACAAGUUGGAGUGCGAUGUGCAGCAAUACGUCUUGGAGAACUUGAAUUGGUCCCCCUCGGAGGUCCGGCGUUUGAAUGAUGAAGGCGUAAAGUUCUUUAGUGAUCGUUCGCUGUACACUCUUACCCAGAAUGAUUACCCUUACGAUUUUGAGCCCACUAUUCAUCAUUUGAUUAUCUGGUCAAAAAUUUACAUACCUCUGUACAACGACAAAAACGAAAAAAAUGACAAAGUGGAAGAGGAGCUAGAUAAUUUCGUUAACGAGCACAUAGCGAAGUUUGCGCUUCCUGCUGAUGAUUACAUAUGGUUUAUGAACACCUCGCCUUUACAAAGUAUCAAGAAUAUCUCUCAUCUGCAUCUUCUUGUCAAAGUCCCCGUUGAUCAAGAGAACGUCGUGGAACAGAUCCUGCAAAAUUUUUGA
Messenger RNA from Zygotorulaspora mrakii, 513 nucleotides. It is a transcript of the gene HTC1, whose product is annotated as Htc1p. The transcript has a single exon. The record is from RefSeq and is a predicted model, not a curated record. Bases 1 to 513 code for a protein of 170 amino acids. Gene Ontology annotation, biological process: N-acetylglucosamine metabolic process. Gene Ontology annotation, cellular component: cytoplasm. Lineage: Eukaryota; Fungi; Ascomycota; Saccharomycetes; Saccharomycetales; Saccharomycetaceae.